GCGUGCGGAUCGAGAAGCAGGUGUAAAUUUGUUGCAGUGAUUUGUAACGGAAAUUUUAGCAGUUCGAAAGUCGCUACAGAAAUCGGUAACGUUUACAAUAGAAUCGGGAAUUUUUUAGAAAAGGAUUUCUCGCUGUCAACGUCGUAUGUGAUUAAAAGAACGUCUGUAACAAAAAGGCAUUCUCCACCGGCUCUUACCGCGUAAUCGUCCCGAUCGAUUCACCUUGUGCUUAUUCUUCUACAAUGGAAGCUUUAAUACCAGUAAUAAAUAAAUUACAAGAUGUAUUUAACACUCUCGGUUCAGAUGCUAUACAAUUACCUCAGAUCGUCGUACUUGGCGCACAGAGUUCGGGAAAGUCAUCUUUAAUCGAAAGCCUGGUUGGACGAUCUUUUUUACCACGCGGCACCGGUAUAGUUACUCGACGUCCUUUAGUACUGCAACUUAUCUAUUCGCCUAUAGAUGUGGUAGACGAAAAUAGAAACGCAGAGAACGGAACGUGCGAUAUGAACGAGUGGGGUACAUUUUUACACGCGAAAAAUAAAAUUUACAGAGACUUCAAUGAUAUUUGUAGAGAAAUUGAAUUGGAAACAGAGCGCAUGGCUGGAACCAACAAAGGGAUUUGUCCAGAACCAAUCAAUUUGAAGAUAUAUUCGACGUCUGUUGUUAAUCUCACGCUCAUAGAUCUUCCUGGUAUCACAAAGGUGCCAGUCGGCGACCAACCUGAAGAUAUCGAAAGCCAAAUACGCCAACUUGUAUUAAAGUACAUAUGUAAUCCUAACUCUAUUAUAUUAGCUGUCGUCACUGCCAACACGGACAUGGCUACGAGCGAAAGCUUAAAACUUAGCAAGGAUGUAGAUCCAGAAGGCAGGCGUACUUUAGCCGUCGUAACUAAAUUAGAUCUAAUGGAUGCUGGUACCGAUGCCAUAGAUAUAUUAUGUGGUAGAGUAAUUCCUGUAAAAUUAGGAAUUAUUGGCGUAGUUAAUCGUUCUCAGCAAGAUAUAAUGAAUAAUAAAAGUAUUAAAGAUUCAUUGAAGGACGAGGCUGCAUUUUUACAACGCAAGUAUCCUACGUUAGCGAACAGAAACGGAACCCCUUAUCUAGCCAAAACAUUGAACCGUUUACUUAUGACUCACAUCAGAGAUUGCCUACCAGAGUUAAAGGCGAGAGUAAAUGUGAUGGUCUCGCAAUUUCAAACACUGCUUUCCUCGUUCGGCGACGACGUGAGCGACAAGACGCAAACAUUGCUGCAAAUCAUUACGAAAUUUGCAAGCAGCUAUUGCUCAACGAUCGAGGGAACGGCUAGGAAUAUAGGAACGACGGAGUUGUGCGGCGGUGCACGGAUCUGUUACAUUUUUCACGAAACAUUCGGUCGAAGGCUCGACUCCAUUCAUCCGCUGGCCGGUCUGACGAAAUUGGACGUUCUAACGGCCAUACGAAACGCGACUGGGCCAAGACCUGCUCUAUUUAUACCGGAAGUCUCGUUCGAGUUGCUGGUCAAACGACAAAUUCGAAGACUCGAGGAACCAUCUUUACGGUGCGUGGAACUCGUCCACGAGGAAAUGCAAAGAAUUAUACUGCACUGCGGCACCGAGGUGCAACACGAGAUGUUACGUUUCCCAAAGUUGCACGAGCGCAUCGUCGACGUUGUUACGCACUUGUUACGACGGCGUCUUCCGCCUACUAAUACCAUGGUUGAAAAUUUGGUCGCCAUAGAAUUAGCGUAUAUCAAUACCAAGCAUCCAGAUUUUCAUAAAGACGCUGCUCUUGCGUCGUCUUUGCUAUCGAACGACACGGAUAAUCUUAAACGAAAUAAAAAGCUGGGUUCAUCCUCGAGCGCGUCAAGUACUAUAAUUCAAAACGACACAGGGAGUGUAAAGUCAGUUAACAGUCAAGAUGAACUGCCAACUUUUUCCGAGCAGAGUAAGGAGCAACAGGGCCAUCAGAAUCAUUGGUUAAGUAAUUUAUUGCCUCAGGAUAGAACCGAUUCGAUGAGCAAUUCGAUCGACGGUUCCUCCCCUAACACAAUUCCAACGAUUGAAAUACAGAAAACUCCGCAACAGAAAUCGAUAAACCUGCUUCCGGAGGUACCGAUGCUAACACCUCGAAAGCUCAACGAACGAGAAGAACGAGACUGUGAUGUUAUUGAGAGACUAAUAAAAUCAUACUUUUAUAUCGUACGAAAAUCUAUAAAAGACAGUGUACCAAAAGCUGUAAUGUAUUUUCUAGUCAACUAUGUAAAAGAUAAUUUACAAAGCGAGCUCGUGACUCAUUUGUAUAAGGCGGAUUACGCUCAGCAGCUAUUGAACGAGAGUGAGCACGUUGCUGUUAGACGCAAGGAAGCAGCAGACAUGCUGAAGGCACUGACUCAUGCUGGUCACAUUAUUAGCGAAAUUCGAGAAACACACAUGUGGUAACUGAACUUGUACACUACCUGUCCACACCGUCGCGUUCUAGUUCAACAUAGACAGUAACGGAUACUGCCAGUUCUGCGUGCAAGCUUCGCAUGCGCAAAGAAAACGAUAC
Messenger RNA from Colletes gigas, 2523 nucleotides. It is a transcript of the gene Drp1, whose product is annotated as dynamin-1-like protein. The record is from RefSeq and is a predicted model, not a curated record. Gene Ontology annotation, biological process: mitochondrial fission. The transcript is spliced from 8 exons. Lineage: Eukaryota; Metazoa; Arthropoda; Insecta; Hymenoptera; Colletidae. Gene Ontology annotation, molecular function: GTPase activity; microtubule binding; GTP binding. Bases 243 to 2414 code for a protein of 723 amino acids. Gene Ontology annotation, cellular component: cytoplasm; microtubule; mitochondrion.